GAUGCCCUAAGUCCUCAACAUCCAGUUGCUGUGUGUUUUUCAGCGUCUGCCAGAAUCCCUUCGCACUGACUGAGCUCUGGGAAUGGCGGGCGCACGACUAUACGGAAUUGUUCGCGAAUUGUGAGGAGAGCAACUUAGUCUUUCACAAUCACAGUUGAUAGCGCUCGAUUCAGAAUGGAAAGGGGGAGGAAGGAUUACGUGCCCGUUCGACCGAAGGCGUACCCUGCGUCCAAAAAUGCGCUCACAGUAGAUGCCAAGUAUUGGAAAGCAUUCAAGAUUCUAAGCACGCCUCAGCACAUUGGCGCUGUCACAUCAAUCCAGUUCUCUCCUGUCGAUCACUACGAUUUUGCUGUCUCGUCCUCGACUAGAGUUACUAUCUACGAUGGAGUCACGGGAGAAGUGAAGAAGACUAUUUCACGGUUCACUGACGUGGCUUACUCAGGAACUUUCCGGUCCGAUGGUCAGCUCCUUGCAGCCGGUGGUGAAACAGGAAUUGUACAGGUAUUUGAUCUUGGCAGCCGCCAAAUUUUGCGUCAGCUAAAAGGACAUAAAGGAGCGGUCCACUGGGUCCGAUAUGCUCCUCAGGAUAAGCUACACAUUUUUUCGGCAGGUGACGACCGUACCGUGCGGUGGUGGGAUGUGUCCACUUCGGAAUCCUUGUCAACUUUGGAGGGUCACACUGAUUAUGUUCGUUGUGGUGUUGCAUGCCCUACAACGAACGACCUUUGGGCCACUGGAUCUUAUGAUCAUUCAGUACGUCUUUGGGACAUUCGCACUCCUAAAUGCGUCUUGCAGCUGGAGCACGGGAAGCCACUGGAAGAUGUAGUUUUCUUCCCAUCAGGAGGUCUACUUGCCUCUGCGGGGGGUACUGAAGUAAAGGUAUGGGAUAUAGUAGGUGGAGGAAGGGAAGUCCAAACGCUGGGGAAUCACCAGAAAACUGUGACAUCUCUCACUAUUAUGUGUCCUCGUGAGUCCACUUCUGCUCUAGAACCAGACGCCCCAAGACUGUUGACAUCUUCUCUGGAUGGCCAUGUUAGAGUCUUUGAUACAAGUCAAUUUAAGGUGACACAUGCUGCCAAGUAUCCACACCCACUCUUGAGCAUGGGUUUGUCGGCAUCAUCCCAAACCCUAGCAGUAGGGACAGCUUCAGGAAUGCUUUUCGUACGUCAGAAAAAAGAACCGAAAUCCGAGGAGGAUAUUGAGAAGCCACAAAAUGUAUUGGAUACUACAACGCCCAAGAAAGCCAAGCAACUACGUCCAAAUAAUUUUCGCUACUUUUUGCGAGGUCGCUCAGAACAAGCAUCGGAAGGUGAUCAUGUACUAGCUCGACCUCAAAGACAACGUCUUACGGCGCAAGACAAGUUUCUACGAAAGUUCAUGUACAGAGAAGCGCUCUCUUCUGCGCUGGCAACAUCAGAUUCCACGGUUAUCGUAGCUGUGAUGGAAGAGUUAAUAGCUCGACGUGGACUGGUGAAGGCCAUUUCAAAUCGUGAUGCUCCCGCUCUCGAACCUCUGCUCGCAUUUCUAUGCAAAUAUAUUGUGAUGCCAAGACAGGCGAGACUUCUAAUUCCAGUUGCCCAUCUAGUUCUUGACACCUACUCUGAAUCUCUCGGACUUUCACCGACGAUAACACAUCUUGUAUGCGUGCUGAAGGAUCGAGUUCAAUCUGAAGUGAAGCUUCACAUGGCUUUACAGUCCUUGCAAGGAAUUAUGGAGCCUCUUAUUCAAGCGUCUUCGCAAAUUUAGGAUUACUUUGUCGACUCCUCACAAUUCUCCUCUCACUUAGAAAGAAAUUGCCACUUUUCUUCAUCUUCCAAUUUUGAUACUAGUAGUGAUUUAGUCCCAUGCAUAGAUCUGGAAGCUUAUUCCAUCUGUCGGAUGGACUGAACUUGUAAGCAAUUACUUUAGCAGCACGUAAGUAGGUUUAGGCUUGAAUGUGUAGGUGAUUCAUUUAUUGACUUUGCCGUUAAAGCAGAUUCUCUCUCUUUGCUAUUUUGUUGGAAUUAAUUCUGUGAGAAAAUAUAUCAGAGGGUUUAAUUCUAUUCUUAGUUAAGUCGAUAAGCCGUGACCAUGCCAUUGAAACUUACGGUUAUAAUUCGAAGGGCAAGUAUGAGGCGUGAAGAGAUUUUCUUAA
Physcomitrium patens is the source of this 2134-nucleotide messenger RNA. RefSeq names its product protein SLOW WALKER 1. NCBI's taxonomy places the organism in Eukaryota, Viridiplantae, Streptophyta, Bryopsida, Funariales, Funariaceae. Gene Ontology annotation, biological process: rRNA processing; positive regulation of transcription by RNA polymerase I. Gene Ontology annotation, molecular function: protein binding. The record is from RefSeq and is a predicted model, not a curated record. Gene Ontology annotation, cellular component: nucleolus.